Messenger RNA from Heterotrigona itama, 315 nucleotides. NCBI's taxonomy places the organism in Eukaryota, Metazoa, Arthropoda, Insecta, Hymenoptera, Apidae. The record is from the annotation of a GenBank genome assembly.
ACAACAAGUCAUAAAUCAAUCUUGAUCCUUGCUAAAUCCCCGAGAACUCGGCGCAAGCGAUUUAUCAGAAGGCAUAGGUCCAGAAAGACCGGAACAUAUCUACAAUCAAUCGUUCUUUCUAGCAGUAAGUAUUCCUCGAAACGAAUCGCAAACGCGACGACUUCCUCGCUGAUGCCAGCUCGUUCGACAUCCGAGUCUGACGAGUUGAUCGAUUUUUUUCACGGCUGGCGAUCAUCCAACAAGUUCGGCGGCUGUCGAGGACGAUGCUCGCUCCACCAGCAGUCCACUAUAUUUAAAUAUAGUCGAAGAUCAUCG